AUGGCAGAGCAGGGAAGGAAGUCCAAACCUCUGGACCGCCAUCCGAUGCCCCUUUCCCUUCUGUCACAUCUGGCUGUGCAUUGCUUUGUGGGAGUCUUUUGGUUCUGCACCGACGUGGGAGGCUGGAAGCGGCUGGAGGCAGAUGGGCACUCCAGUGACGAGGAAACUUUCCGAAGAUUAGGAAGGAAGGAAUGGAUAGUGUUGGAAGGAAUGAGUGUGGACACAGAGCUGUGUACUCUCAGGUCCCACCAGGUAGUUCUGAAGAUGUAUAACUGCCGUGGGCUACAGCUUUUGUUUGCUUGUUUUGGUGAAGUAGAAUGCCAGGAUGCCUUGGAAACAGCAGCCCGAGCUGAGGGCCUUUCCCUGGAUGUGUCUACGCAUUCUCAGCUCAGAAUUCUGGAUGACGAACAUCCCAAGGGAAAGUACCAUCAUGGCCUAAGUACUUUGAAGCCCAUCCGGACCACUUCCAAACACCAACACCCGGUGGACAAUGCUGGGCUCUUUUCCUGUAUGACGUUCUCAUGGCUUUCUCCUCUGGCCCGCGUGGCCCACAAGAAGGGGGAGCUCUUAAUGGAGGAUGUGUGGCCUUUGUCCAAGUAUGAGUCUUCUGAUGUGAACUGCAGAAGACUAGAGAGACUGUGGCAAGAAGAGCUGAAUGAAGUUGGGCCAGAUGCUGCCUCCCUGAGAAGGGUUGUGUGGAUCUUCUGCCGCACCAGGCUCAUCCUGUCCAUCGUGUGCCUGAUGAUCACGCAGCUGGCGGGCUUCAGUGGACCAGCCUUUGUGGUGAAACACCUCUUGGAGUAUACCCAAGCAACAGAGUCUAAUCUGCAGUACAGCUUGCUAUUGGUCCUAGGCCUGCUUCUGACAGAAGUUGUGCGCUCUUGGUCACUUGCACUGACUUGGGCAUUGAAUUACCGAACUGGUGUCCGCCUACGGGGGGCUAUCCUAACUAUGGCAUUCAAGAAGAUCCUUAAGUUAAAGAACAUUAAAGAGAAGUCCCUAGGUGAGCUCAUCAAUAUUUGCUCCAACGACGGGCAGAGGAUGUUUGAGGCAGCUGCUGUUGGCAGUUUGUUGGCUGGAGGACCCGUUGUUGCCAUCUUGGGCAUGGUUUAUAAUGUGAUCAUUCUGGGCCCAACAGGCUUUCUAGGCUCAGCUGUUUUCAUCCUCUUUUAUCCAGCAAUGAUGUUUGUGUCACGGCUCACUGCAUACUUCAGGAGAAAGUGUGUGACUGCCACAGAUAACCGUGUCCAGAAGAUGAAUGAAGUUCUCACCUAUAUUAAAUUUAUUAAAAUGUAUGCCUGGGUCAAAGCAUUUUCUCAGAAUGUUCAAAAAAUCCGAGAGGAAGAGCGUCGGAUAUUGGAAAAGGCCGGGUACUUUCAGAGCAUCACUGUUGGCGUGGCUCCCAUUGUGGUGGUGAUUGCCAGUGUAGUGACAUUCACUGUUCAUAUGACUUUGGGCUUCGAUCUGACAGCAGCACAGGCUUUCACGGUGGUGACUGUCUUUAAUUCCAUGACUUUUGCUUUGAAAGUAACACCAUUCUCAGUAAAGUCCCUCUCGGAAGCAUCGGUUGCUGUUGACAGAUUUAAGAGUUUGUUUCUAAUGGAAGAGGUUCACAUGAUUAAGAACAAACCAGCCAGUCCUCACAUCAAGAUAGAGAUGAAAAAUGCCACCUUGGCAUGGGACUCCUCUCACUCCAGUAUCCAGAACUCACCCAAGCUGACUCCUAAAAUGAAAAAAGACAAGAAGGCUUCCAGGGGCAAGAAAGAGAAGGUGAGGCAGCUGCAGCGCACCGAGCAUCAGGCGGUGCUGGCGGAGCAGAAAGGCCACCUCCUCCUGGACAGUGACGAGCGCCCCAGUCCUGAGGAGGAAGAAGGCAAGCACAUCCACCUGGGGAGUCUGCGCCUGCAGAGGACGCUGUACGGCAUCGACUUGCAAAUAGAAGAGGGUAAACUGGUUGGAAUCUGUGGCAGUGUGGGAAGUGGAAAAACUUCUCUAAUUUCAGCCAUUUUAGGCCAGAUGACACUUAUAGAGGGCAGUAUUGCAGUCAGUGGAACCUUCGCAUAUGUGGCCCAGCAGGCUUGGAUUCUCAAUGCCACUUUGAGAGACAACAUCCUCUUUGGGAAGGAAUUCGAUGAAGAAAGAUACAACUCAGUGCUGAACAGCUGCUGCCUGAGGCCUGACCUGGCCAUCCUCCCCAACAGUGACCUGACUGAGAUUGGUGAGCGAGGAGCCAACCUGAGUGGUGGACAGCGCCAGAGGAUCAGCCUUGCCCGAGCUUUGUACAGUGACCGGAGCAUCUACAUCCUGGAUGACCCCCUCAGUGCCUUAGAUGCCCAUGUGGGCAACCACAUCUUCAACAGUGCUAUCCGGAAGCACCUCAAGUCCAAGACGGUUCUGUUUGUUACCCACCAGUUACAGUACCUGGUUGAUUGUGAUGAAGUGAUCUUCAUGAAAGAGGGCUGUAUCACAGAGAGUGGUACUCAUGAAGAACUGAUGAACUUAAAUGGAGAUUAUGCUACUAUUUUUAAUAACCUGUUGCUCGGAGAGACACCACCAGUGGAGAUUAAUUCAAAAAAGGAAACCAGUGGUUCACAGAAGAAAUCACAAGACAAGGGUCCCAAAACAGGAUCAGUAAAAAAGGAGAAAGCAGUGAAGCCAGAGGAAGGGCAGCUCGUGCAGCUAGAGGAAAAGGGACAGGGUUCUGUGCCCUGGUCAGUCUAUGGUGUGUACAUCCAGGCUGCAGGGGGCCCUUUGGCAUUCCUUGUCAUCAUGUCCCUGUUUAUGCUGAAUGUGGGCAGCACAGCCUUCAGUACCUGGUGGUUGAGCUACUGGAUCAAGCAAGGAAGUGGGAAUACCACAGUGAUUCGAGGGAACAGGAGCUCCGUGAGUGACAGCAUGAAAGAUAAUCCAUUCAUGCACUACUAUGCCAGCAUCUAUGCCCUCUCCAUGGCAGUUAUGCUGAUCCUGAAAGCUGUUCGUGGAGUGGUUUUUGUCAAGGGCACCCUUCGAGCUUCCUCUAGGCUGCAUGAUGAGCUUUUCCGAAGGAUCCUUCGGAGCCCUAUGAAGUUUUUUGACACUACCCCUACAGGGAGGAUUCUCAACCGGUUUUCCAAAGACUUGGAUGAAGUUGACGUCCGCCUGCCAUUCCAGGCUGAGAUGUUCAUCCAGAAUGUUAUUCUGGUAUUCUUCUGUGUUGGGAUGAUCGCAGGAGUUUUCCCGUGGUUCCUUGUGGCUGUGGGUCCCCUUGUCAUCCUCUUUUCAGUUCUGCACAUCGUCUCCAGGGUCCUGAUUCGUGAGCUGAAGCGUCUGGACAACAUCACUCAAUCACCUUUUCUCUCACAUAUCACAUCCAGCAUACAAGGCCUUGCCACCAUCCAUGCCUACAACAAAGGGCAUGAGUUUCUACACAGGUACCAGGAGCUACUGGAUGACAACCAGGCUCCUUUCUUCUUGUUCACCUGUGCAAUGAGGUGGCUGGCUGUGCGGCUGGAUCUCAUCAGCAUUGCCCUGAUCACCACCACUGGGCUGAUGAUUGUCCUGAUGCACGGGCAGAUUCCCCCGGCCUACGCUGGUCUUGCCAUCUCCUAUGCUGUCCAGUUAACGGGGCUGUUCCAGUUUACCGUCAGACUAGCAUCUGAGACAGAAGCUCGAUUCACUUCAGUGGAGAGGAUCGACCACUAUAUUAAGACUCUCUCCUUGGAAGCACCUGCCAGAAUCAAGAACAAGGCCCCUCCCCAUGACUGGCCCCAAGAAGGAGAGGUGACCUUUGAGAAUGCAGAGAUGAGAUACCGAGAAAAUCUCCCUCUGGUCCUGAAGAAAGUGUCAUUCACCAUCAAACCCAAGGAGAAGAUUGGCAUAGUGGGUCGGACAGGGUCAGGGAAGUCCUCUCUGGGUAUGGCCCUCUUCCGUCUGGUGGAGUUAUCUGGAGGUUGCAUCAAGAUUGAUGGAGUGAGAAUCAGUGACAUUGGCCUUGCCGACCUCCGAAGCAAACUCUCCAUUAUUCCUCAAGAGCCAGUGCUGUUCAGUGGCACCGUCAGAUCAAAUUUGGACCCCUUCAACCAGUACACAGAAGAACAGAUCUGGGAUGCCUUGGAAAGGACUCAUAUGAAAGAAUGUAUUGCUCAGCUACCUCUAAAACUGGAGUCAGAAGUGAUGGAGAAUGGAGACAACUUCUCCGUGGGGGAACGGCAGCUGUUGUGCAUAGCCAGGGCCCUGCUGCGCCACUGUAAGAUUCUGAUCUUAGAUGAAGCUACAGCUGCCAUGGACACAGAGACAGACUUACUGAUUCAAGAGACCAUCCGGGAGGCAUUUGCAGAUUGCACCAUGCUGACAAUUGCCCAUCGCCUGCAUACGGUUCUAGGCUCUGACAGGAUUAUGGUGCUGGCCCAGGGACAGGUGGUGGAGUUUGACACCCCCUCGGUCCUUCUGUCCAAUGACAGUUCCCGGUUCUAUGCCAUGUUUGCCGCUGCUGAGAACAAGAUUGCCGUCAAGGGCUGACUCCUCCUGCUGAUGAGGUCUCUGAUGACAGUCUCCAUCUGGGAGCACCUCCAUUCCCUGCCUGGGGUGGCCCCUGUCAUAUCCUCCUGCCGGAACCUUGCCUUUCCCAACUUUCUCUUUCUCGCACAGCAGUUCAGGAUUGGCUUGUGUGUUUCACUUUUAGGGAGAUUCAUAUUUUGAUUAUUGUAUUUAUUCCCUAUUCAUGUAAAUGGGUUUAGUUUUUGUUCUUAAUUGCACUCUAAAAGGUUCAGGGAACCAUUACUAUAAAUGUAUCAGAGGCCUAUAAUGAAGCUUUCUACGUGUAGCUCUUAUCUAUAUAUAAUUGUGUAUAUAGCCUAUAUUUACAGUGAAAAUGUAAGCUGUUUAUUUUAUAUUAAAGUCAGCACUGCUGAUGGCAGUGCAUAUUCCUUUCUAUCAUUUUUGUACAGUUUGCUGCACUAAAGCUCUGUUUGCUAUUAGACUGUAGAAAGGGUAGCAAUUUGUUCUCUAGCUGGUGGUUUCAUGGCGCUGGGCUUUCUGGUCAUCCAAAGGAAGAUGGGUGGCAAUAGCAAGGCCCUCCGCAGCCGCUCUCCACAGCCACUCAGGAGACAGGGUGAGUGAGACUGCCAGGCCUUGCUGAGUGCUGUGAAUUCUCAGGGCUCCUGCCUUCUGUCCUGGUGUCACUCAGUGUUUCCGUCAAGAGAGCAAUGGGGCAAAGCUCCAGCCCCCUCACCGCCCGCCCCCCUCCACCAGGAAUCAGUGUCUCAGGGCCAUUCCUGCUGACAGGGGGAGGACUUCUGUCCUGCCAUCCUCUUUGCUGUUGUUUCCAAACAAGAACCAGAACCAGUCUGUUCACAGAGUGUCCCACUGCCUCAGGUUCCUCACGCUGGCCACUGCACAGAGCUCUUCAGCUCCCGGGCCAGUUGGUCCCCAGCCCUGGGGCCAACUGCUGCUGUUUUAGGUGGCAUUUUCAUUUGCCUGUUCCCAACCUCCACAGUUGACUGAGCCGGGACUGUGGAGGCUUUUCUCCCUUCUCUCACCGCAGCUGUUUCACAGUCUCCUCUCCAAAGUCUGCAACUUUCAGCAGCUCUUGCUAAUCAGUGUCUCACACUGGCGUAGAAGUUUUUUUUUGUUUUUGUUUUUGUACUGUAAAGAAACCUACCUCAGGUUGCUGGUUGCUGUGUGGUUUGGUGUGUUCCUGCAGACCCCCUUUGUGCUCUGGGGCCCGUAGCUCAGGUGGGCGUGGUCACUGCUGUCAUCAGUCGAAUGGUCAGCGUUGCAUGUCGUGACCAACUAGACAUUCUGUCGCCUUAGCAUGUUUGCUAAACACCUUGUGGAAGCAAAACUCGGAAAAAAGUGAAUAAAAUUAUUUUGGAUUUU
Messenger RNA from Dipodomys ordii (Ord's kangaroo rat), 5856 nucleotides. It is a transcript of the gene Abcc5, whose product is annotated as ATP-binding cassette, sub-family C (CFTR/MRP), member 5. Lineage: Eukaryota; Metazoa; Chordata; Mammalia; Rodentia; Heteromyidae. Gene Ontology annotation, molecular function: ABC-type transporter activity; ATP hydrolysis activity; ATP binding. Gene Ontology annotation, biological process: transmembrane transport. The record is from RefSeq and is a predicted model, not a curated record. Bases 1 to 4497 code for a protein of 1498 amino acids. The transcript has 31 exons. Gene Ontology annotation, cellular component: membrane.